UGCUUACCGUAAAGUGUUAAUAUAUGGCUCGUGCUACAAAUCCUCAACUUAUUCGUCUCUCUCGUCUAUCACUAUGGCUGGCCGGAAAGGGACGCUUUACUCGUCAAGUGUAGAUGUCAAAGGAAAUGGCUUCCUUGCUCUUAAGAAAGAGAGCAAAGUAGCAGAAACACCAAGUUUUGCUGACCUUCCAUUAUGUCUCCUGGAAGUAAUAAUAUCUCAACUUGAUUUAAAAGAUAGCAUACGCGCCUCUGCUGCCUGCAAAACAUGGCGUGAAGCCGGUCUAUAUGUCCGGUUGGUAGACAAGCCUCCUUGGCUUAUGCACUUACCUAAACGUGGCAGCUCUUUUGAAAUGUACGAUCCAUUGCAAAAGAAGAUGUACACACUGAAUCUACCUGAGCUAUCAAAAUCCACUGUGUGUUACUCAAGAGAUGGAUGGUUACUUAUGCGCAAGACCACUUCUCACCAGUUAUACUUCUUCAAUCCGUUUACUCGUAAGCUCAUAAACUUACCAAAGCUUGAGUUAUCGUAUGAUGCAAUCGCUUUCUCGUGUGCACCUACAUCAGGUACUUGUGUUGUGUUAGCGUUUAAGACUGUUGAGUAUGGUACCGUCACUACGAGCACUUGCCAUCCCGAAGCAACAGAGUGGAUUACGGAGGAUAUACAUUUCUAUCUGAGAUAUGAAAGUGAUUCACAUAAGCACAGCAAUGUAAUCUAUGCAAACCGUCGCUUCUAUUGUAUUGGCGAUACCGGAGGCUUACAUUACUUUGAACCGUCUUCUCGAGAAUGGCGUACCAUCUACACGUAUACAUCGCCAUGUCCUUUCUCAGGUAUGUAUAGAUACCAGUAUGAGCGAAAGAAGAAGAGAGUUUUCUUGGUGGUGCGUAAAGGAGUGUUGUUUAAAAUGUACACAUGCGGAGGUGAGAAGCCUGUUGUGUAUAAGCUAGAUGAGUCGUACGAUUGGGUGGAGAUUAAUAGCACUACGCUUGAUGGGUUGACAAUCUUUACGAGUCUUUAUUCUUAUGAGAUGAGAGUUAAUCUCCCAUGGAUGAGGCAUAGUGUUUAUUUCCCGAAGCUUCGUUUAAGUUUCAAGUGUUGUGUAUCGUAUUCGUUUGAUGAAGAGAGGUAUUUUCCGCGUAAGCAGUGGCAAGAACAGGAGGAUUUGUGCCCUGUUGAGAGUCUUUGGAUUAGGCCACCUAAGAAAGCUAUAGACUACAUGUGAAGCUAGAACAAUUAAUGGUGGCAAUGGUGUAUGUUAAAGACAUAAUUCUCUCUUCUUUUUCUUCCAUUAGACCAGUUGACAU
This is a messenger RNA of Raphanus sativus (radish), 1301 nucleotides long. Its product is annotated as F-box protein At4g00893-like. Bases 74 to 1219 code for a protein of 381 amino acids. NCBI's taxonomy places the organism in Eukaryota, Viridiplantae, Streptophyta, Magnoliopsida, Brassicales, Brassicaceae. Gene Ontology annotation, molecular function: protein binding. The record is from RefSeq and is a predicted model, not a curated record. The transcript is spliced from 2 exons.